Molecule: messenger RNA, 820 nt
Organism: Acaromyces ingoldii
Lineage: Eukaryota; Fungi; Basidiomycota; Exobasidiomycetes; Exobasidiales; Cryptobasidiaceae
Exons: 4
Coding region: 46-654 (202 amino acids)
Source: RefSeq, a predicted model, not a curated record
CAUCUAACUUGGCGGAGCAACCCAGCAGCAAACAGGAAUUUAGCCAUGGCAAUCGUCAAUCAUCAACCAAGCAAGCUGGUGCUUGCCUGGUUUGUAAUCUCGUCCCUUAUAGUCUGCUGGGACACUGGAUACAUUCUCCUGCGCCCGCACUCGUUCAAGGGUGGAAAGUACCACUUUCUCUGGCAGCCCUACGACCUCUACGGCAAGGUUGACCUCAUCUACAGCCGGAGGUUCUAUGAGGCUUUCAACGGCUUCACCGCCGCUCAGGGCUACAUGAACAUCAUCGAGACAAUCCUCAACUUUGCCUACGUCUACAUGGCCGCCAUCGAUGGCCGGCCCGCUUGGCGCGCCGCCUCGCCCGUCCUGGGCCUCUCCGUCGCCCUCAUGACGUUCUGGAAGACGGUCCUGUACUGGCUCCAAGACUACCUCAGUGGCCCCAAGGGCUGGGGCUACACGGGCCACAACAGCGCCUACGACUUUUUCGUCCUCUUUGCCCUCCCCAACGGCUUCUGGCUCCUCGUGCCCCUCAUUCUUACCGCCUACUUUGCCAUCGAGAUUGCGGGAAAUCUUCAGGCUGCCGCUGGCGUCAGUGGAUUCGACGGACCAGCAGGAAGCACAAGGAGCCGCCAGAGGAAGAGCCUCAAGGGCCAGUAAAGGUGCAUGAGUAGAACAAGGACGCGAAAUAGAAAAGUGGAAGGGCAGAUGGCAUUGGCCUUGCUGCAUAUUGCGCUGCUGCUGCCCAUCGGAGGAUCCGCUUGUUGUUGAUAGUAAUAGUAAUAAUAUACACUCUGCAUGUUGUUCAUUGCAGAAGUCUCGUCAC